GCUGUGGGGCACCGAGCAAGGGAAAGAAGACAGUGCCUUGGAGGCUGCCCAGGCAGGUGGUUACGGUUACACAUGCUUUCACAGGGUCAUUUUUGGCCACAGAAAAUGCCAGGAUGAUGCCUCCCACCCGCCUGGCUGGGAUUCUGAUCCCAGCCAUGGCCUUUCUUUCCUGCCUGAGACCUGAGAGCUGGGACCCUUGCGUGCAGGUGGUUCCUCACAUUACCUACCAGUGCAUGGAGCUGAAUCUCUACAAAAUCCCCAACAACAUCCCCACAUCAGUCAAGAAACUGGAUCUGAGCUUUAACCCCCUGAGACGUCUAAGCAGCCAUAUCUUCUCCAACUUCUCAGAAUUGCAGGUGCUGGAUUUAUCUAGGUGUGAAAUUGAGAUGAUUGAAGAUGAUGCAUAUGAGGGUCUAAACCAUCUCUCCACCUUGAUAUUGACAGGAAACCCUAUCCAGAGUUUAGCCAUGGGAGCCUUUUCUGGACUAUCAAGUUUACAGACACUGGUGGCUGUGGAGAUAAACCUAGUGUCUCUAGAGGACUUCCCCAUUGGACACCUGAAAACCUUGAAGGAGCUUAAUGUGGCUCACAAUCUUAUUGAUUCCUUCAAGUUACCUGAAUAUUUUUCUAACCUGUCCAACCUGGAGCACUUAGACCUUUCCAAUAACAAGAUCCAAACUAUUUGUCAUAAAGACCUACAGGUUCUACAUCAAAUGCCCCCAUUCAAACUCUCUUUAGACUUGUCCCUGAACCCUUUAGACUUCAUCCAACGAGGUGCCUUUAAAGAAAUUAAGCUCCAUGAACUAACUUUGAGAAGUAAUUUUAACAGUACAGAUGUAAUGAAAACUUGUAUUCAAGGCCUGGCUGGCUUAAAAAUCAAUCGUUUGGUUCUAGGAGAAUUUAAAAAUGAAAGAGCCAUAAAACAUUUUGACAAAUCUGCCAUGGAGGGACUGUGCAAUUUGACCAUUGACGAAUUCCGGAUGACAUACUUCGAUGACUUCUCAGAGGAUGUUAUUAACUUUUUUAAUUGUUUGGCAAAUGUUUCUACAAUUUCUCUGGUGAGUCUGUAUUUAAACAGGCUAGAAGUCCUUUCUAAAGAUUUCAAAUGGCAACACUUAAAACUGACUAACUCUAAAUUUGAUCAUUUUCCCAGGUUGGAACUUGACUCUCUCAAAAAGUUGGUUUUCACUGCCAACAGGGGUAUGAGCACUUUUACUGAAGUUAAACUACCAAAACUUGAGUUUCUAGAUCUCAGUAGAAAUGGUUUGAGUUUCAAGAGUUGCUGUUCUCACACUUUUUGGGGGACAACUAGACUGAAACACUUAGAUCUGAGCUUUAAUGAUGUUAUUACCAUGAGCUCAAACUUCUUGGGCUUAGAGCAACUAAAAUAUCUGGAUUUCCAGCAUUCCAAUUUGAAACAGGCCAGUGAUUUUUCGGUAUUCCUAUCACUCAAAAACCUACUUUACCUUGAUAUUUCUUAUACUCGCAUCCGAAUCAUCUUCCAUGGCAUCUUUGAUGGCUUGUUCAGCCUCGAAGUCUUGAAAAUGGCUGGCAAUUCUUUUCAGGACAACUCCGUUCCAAAUAUCUUCAAAGCGCUGACUAACUUAACCUUCCUGGACCUCUCUAAUUGCCAGCUAGAACGAGUGUCCCAGGCGGCAUUUGGCUCACUCGUUAAACUUAAGUCACUAAAUAUGAGUCACAACCACCUUUUAUCCUUGGAUCUAUUUCCUUAUAAACUUCCCCACUCUCUCCAGGAUCUGGACUGCAGUUUUAAUCGCAUAGUGGCCUCCAAUAGGCAAGAACUACAGCAUUUUCCAAGUAAUCUAACUUCCUUAAAUCUCACUGGGAAUGACUUUGCUUGCAUUUGUGAACACCAGAGUUUUCUGCAGUGGGUCAAGGACCACAGGCACCUCUUGGUGGGAGUUACACAAAUGGUGUGUGUGAAACCUUUAGAUAUGCAGGGUGUGCCUGUACUCAGUUUUAGAAAUGCCACCUGUCAGAUGAGCAAGACUGUCAUUAGUGUGUCGGUUCUCACUGUACUUGUGGUAUCUGUGGUAGCAGUUCUGGUUUAUAAGUUCUAUUUCCACCUGAUGCUUCUUGCUGGCUGCAAAAAGUAUGGCAGAGGUGAAAGCAUCUAUGAUGCCUUUGUUAUUUACUCAAGCCAGGAUGAGGACUGGGUGAGGAAUGAGUUGGUAAAGAACUUGGAGGAGGGGGUGCCCCCCUUUCAGCUCUGCCUUCACUACAGAGACUUUAUUCCUGGUGUGGCCAUUGCUGCCAACAUCAUCCAAGAAGGUUUCCACAAGAGCCGAAAGGUUAUCGUCGUGGUGUCCCAGCACUUCAUCCAGAGCCGAUGGUGUAUUUUUGAGUAUGAGAUUGCCCAGACCUGGCAGUUUCUGAGCAGUCGUGCAGGCAUCAUUUUCAUUGUCCUACAGAAGGUGGAGAAGUCCCUGCUCCGGCAGCAGGUGGAGCUCUCUCGCCUUCUCAGCAGGGAACCUUACCUGGAGUGGGAGGACAGUGUCCUCGGGCGGCACAUCUUCUGGAGACGACUCAGAAAAGCCUUGCUAGAUGGCAAACUGUGGAGUCCAGAAGGAGCAGCAGAUGCAGAAAGCAGCCAGCAUGAAGCAGCAAUCACUAUCUGAGGAGAAAAAACUCCUGAGGUGCUUCUUGUGCAGCUGGAUUCAUUACUUGUUCAGUUAACAAGUAUUAAAUGUUGCAACACUGCA
Molecule: messenger RNA, 2723 nt
Organism: Pteropus alecto (black flying fox)
Lineage: Eukaryota; Metazoa; Chordata; Mammalia; Chiroptera; Pteropodidae
Gene: TLR4
Product: toll like receptor 4
Biological process (GO): immune response; inflammatory response; defense response to Gram-negative bacterium
Cellular component (GO): membrane
Molecular function (GO): transmembrane signaling receptor activity; lipopolysaccharide binding; protein binding
Source: RefSeq, marked provisional